UCGCCGCCGGCCAACCCAGCACUAUCGCUGCAAACUUCGAAGCGACAAACAUGUCCCUCCCGUCUCCAAUUGAAAACCCAGAGGUUAAAUUCACCCAGAUAUUCAUCAAUAAUGAAUGGGUAAAUUCUGCCAGCGGGAAGACUUUCCCCACCAUCAACCCAUCGACAGGUGAGAAGAUAUGUGAUGUCCAGGAGGGAGACAAGGCUGAUGUUGACAAGGCGGUAAAGGCAGCAAGAGAAGCCUUUAAACUGGGGUCACCAUGGAGACGUUUAGAUGCGUCCAAGAGAGGGGUACUUCUGAACAAACUGGCUGACCUGGUAAUGAGGGACAUGGUGUACAUAGCGAGUCUGGAGGUGAUGGACAACGGCAAACCGUUCACAUACGCCAUCGGCGACAUGUACUUCACCGAGUCAAUACUCCGGUACCUCGCAGGAUGGGCAGAUAAGAACGUUGGACAGACUAUUCCCGUUGAUGGUGACCUGUUUGCCUACACUCGCCACGAACCUAUCGGAGUUUGCGGUGGAAUCAUUCCAUGGAACUUCCCUCUCCCAUGCUUGGCCAUGAAGUUAGCCCCGGCUGUGGCGUGUGGGAACGUGUGUGUUAUAAAGCUUGCGGAACAGACACCGCUAACCGGGCUCUACCUGUGCUCCCUGAUAAAGGAGGCCGGUUUCCCUCCUGGAGUUGUGAACAUCAUUCCUGGAUACGGCCCAACUGCUGGCGCUGCUAUAUCAGAGCACAUGGACGUGGACAAGGUGGCCUUCACUGGGUCAACUCAGGUUGGCCAGUUGAUUAUGGAGGCAGCUGCUAAGUCCAACCUGAAGGGUGUUACUCUGGAACUGGGAGGCAAGAGCCCUUGUGUUGUGUUUCCUGAUGCUGAUUUGGACAUGGCCAUCCAGCGAAGCCACGAUGGACUGUUCUUCAACUCGGGACAGGUGUGUGUCGCCGGCUCCAGGACAUUUGUACACGAGGAUAUCUACGAUGAGUUCGUGAAACGAUCCACUGAGCUCGCCAUUAAGAGAAAUGUCGGAAACCCCUUUGAGAAAACCACUCAGUCCGGACCACAAAUUGAUGAGGAGCAGUUCAACAAGAUCUUGGAGCUGAUCCAGAGUGGGAUCGCUCAAGGCGCCAAGCUGCAGUGUGGAGGGAAACGCCUUGGGGACAAGGGAUACUUCGUGCAGUCCACCGUCUUCUCUGACGUCACGGAUAACAUGCGCAUUGCUAAGGAGGAGAUCUUCGGUCCAGUUCAGCAAAUUAUAAAGUUCAAGGACAUGGAGGAGGUGAUUGAGAGGGCAAACGACACCAAAUACGGCCUGGCUGCCGCGGUGUUCACCAAAGACCUCGACAAAGCAUUGAAGUUUUCCAGCAGCGUUCAGGCGGGCGUUGUGUGGGUGAACACCUACGGCGGUGGACUGCAGUCUCCCUUUGGUGGAUUCAAGAUGUCUGGUAUUGGCAGGGAAAUGUAA
Messenger RNA from Lingula anatina, 1463 nucleotides. RefSeq names its product retinal dehydrogenase 2. Gene Ontology annotation, molecular function: oxidoreductase activity, acting on the aldehyde or oxo group of donors, NAD or NADP as acceptor. Lineage: Eukaryota; Metazoa; Brachiopoda; Lingulata; Lingulida; Lingulidae. The record is from RefSeq and is a predicted model, not a curated record.